Messenger RNA from Symsagittifera roscoffensis, 1393 nucleotides. RefSeq names its product protein polyglycylase TTLL10-like. The coding region runs from base 1 to 1374 and encodes 457 amino acids. Gene Ontology annotation, molecular function: protein-glycine ligase activity, elongating. Gene Ontology annotation, biological process: protein polyglycylation. The record is from RefSeq and is a predicted model, not a curated record. NCBI's taxonomy places the organism in Eukaryota, Metazoa, Xenacoelomorpha, Acoela, Convolutidae. The transcript is spliced from 2 exons.
AUGCGAGAAGAAAAAACAUCGAAUCUUCUGCCAAACUUCGAAAUGUUUUGGCAUCGAAAUGUUUUGCCGACGUUGCCGCCUUUGGCUCGGAAUCCCCAUACGGGAAACAGAUAUAUUGAGCUGCCGAACCAAUUCUACGUAUUGAGUUGCGACACGUGUAAAGUGAAUAACACAGUCUUAGUCGAGAAUCAUUUCGAGAAACAUUUGAAAUGGACAAAAACGGACGAAAAAAGACAGGAUUUUAAGUUCAAAUGGACUCAGUGUGUGGAUCAAAUUGACUACCACCAGUUUCGAGAUUAUGAACAAGUCGUCAAUCACAUUAGUAACAUCUCAUGUUUAACAAGUAAAAUCGGCCUCGUUGAGAGCUUGCGAGCCUACGAGCAAAGCAUGCAACAAAAAGCUCUGCAAAGUCCAAACUCUUCCAAAAACAACGAGUUGAAACUGGCUGAUUUUUUCAACGAAACUUUUAUACUAAAUAACAAGACGGAGAAUGCUGCUUUCCGGAAAGCGUAUAAGGCGGGCGAAACGUGGAUUCGCAAACCCAGCGGGUUGAACCAAGGCAUCGGGAUAUUUCUGGUUCGAAGUUUAGACGACCUCGAUGCGAAGUUGAAGGAUUGCAGCAGCAAAAAAUCUCCACCCAAGAGGGAAACGAGUAAUAAGUAUGAAAGAAUAAUUCAGCGAUACAUCGAGCAUCCCUUGCUACUAGACAACAAAAAAAUUGAUAUCCGAGCUUACAUGUUGAUAGCAUCGACUGCGCCUUUCGUAGUCUUCUACCACCCUGGUUAUCUGCGAACCUGCAUUGACGACUAUAAACUAGACGAUAAUAGUUUAAUUGGCCACUUGAACAAUCAAUAUAUCCAAAAAAGUCAUCCAAGUUACGAAAAGAAAAAAGAUGACACAAUUUGGAGCUACGAAAGAGCCAAUGUGUAUUUGAACCAAUACUUCAUUGAAACGAAAGGAAUUGAAGAAGAUUGGUGGUACAGAGUAUUCGAAAAGCAGGCUAAGCGAAUCAUGCUUCACUGUUUCAAUGCUGUAAAAUCCAGAUUGAAAACUCGAAUUGGCACUUUCGACUUACUGGGUUUCGAUUUUAUGAUCGACGAAAAAAUGAAAGUGUACCUAAUUGAAAUCAACGUGCAGCCAUCUUUGACAACUAAUUGUCAAGUUCUGCACCAAGUUAUACCUCCGAUGGUCUAUGAGUCAAUUGACGUAGUGAUGGAAAUCUGGGAAAAGACGAGACGUGGCGUUCCCAUUAAUCCGAUUCAGAGCAGGCGGAAUAUGGAAGUGUUAUACAACGAGACUACUCAAAGCAAAGUUUGGACACGGAGGCAACAAUCUACUAAUAAUGCAACCAACUUUACCAACGGCUCAACCUAGAAAGAACCAUUAAGGAUUA